CUGGAGGGGCUAGUUCAGCGCUCGGUCACACGGUCCAGCGCUCCAUGUAGUGAGGGCACGGCUUCCACGGACGCUCCGCUGUCUGGAUAUCACUUUCUCUGGAUUAUAUUCAUUUGAUGCUUUUUAUCUCCACCUCGAUGUAUAGAAAUGGGUAAACUGCACUCCAAGCAUGCCGCUAUUUGUAAACCGAGGGAGAGCCCUGAAGGGGACAGCUUUGUUGUGAAUGCCUGUUUGGCUAAAAGGGGGGUCGACGACUGGCUCGUGAAGCAGAAGUACUACAGCGCGAGCGCUCGCCUCGAGCAGCAGGACUGUCACCGUAACUACGGGCUUACUGCGCGGGACUCAUUGGCUGACGCAGGGAUCAUUGAUGAACACUAUCGUUUAGAAGUGGCUCUACCCCCGGAGAAGACAGACAUCUGCUGUGUGGAGGAGAAGAUGCAGGAGAGGGACAGCCGGUCCCCCGCAGGGCAACAGAAACAGCUCCAGUUUGAAGAGCUGGAGUGUGCUGUGUCUUUGGAGGAGGACAACAGACAGGAGUGGACCUUUACCCUCUAUGAUUUUGACAACAAUGGCAAAGUUACUCGAGAGGACAUUACCAGCCUGCUCCACACCAUUUAUGAGGUCGUGGAUGCCUCCGUCAACCACUCUCCUGGCAACAGCAAGACUUUGAGGGAACUCUCCGUCGCUCCGGACUCAAGUCAGCGGUGGAGGAGCUGUGCUCAGGGUGCGACAGGUAAAGCUCCCGUUGACUCAGUGUGGGGCAGCGGCAGAGAAAAGAGGGCAUUGUUACCUUCCAUUUACACGUCUGCGCUGACAGCUCACUCAGACGUUUUGUUUGUUGUCAUGUAGAGAGGCGGCCGCUUC
Cyprinodon tularosa is the source of this 864-nucleotide messenger RNA. It is a transcript of the gene nkd1, whose product is annotated as NKD inhibitor of WNT signaling pathway 1. NCBI's taxonomy places the organism in Eukaryota, Metazoa, Chordata, Actinopteri, Cyprinodontiformes, Cyprinodontidae. Gene Ontology annotation, cellular component: cytoplasm. The record is from RefSeq and is a predicted model, not a curated record. Gene Ontology annotation, biological process: negative regulation of Wnt signaling pathway. Gene Ontology annotation, molecular function: calcium ion binding.